This is a messenger RNA of Vicugna pacos (alpaca), 3598 nucleotides long. The record is from RefSeq and is a predicted model, not a curated record. NCBI's taxonomy places the organism in Eukaryota, Metazoa, Chordata, Mammalia, Artiodactyla, Camelidae.
CUGUUGGGGGUGGCGGCAGGGAUGACAGCGGCUGUGGCAGCCGCUGCGGCGCGAGACUGAGCGAGCGGCGAGAGAGCCGGAGAAAGAGAAGGAAGUGGAGCCGCGACCUGGAGCUCUGGACGCAGCUGCCACGCCGAGGACCGCCCCACUUUGCAGAGCGAGCCGAGUCCGGACCUAGGAAGACUUCCCCGCCGGGCGCCGGCCGCCGGCCACCGCGGCUCCAAGCCUUUUUGCCGGCGCCCUGCCCUGCCCUGCCUGCCCCAGCCCCGGGUUCUGCCGGGACGCUCCCUGGUCCGCGGUCCUGGUCGUGUAGCCGGGACGCCCGGAGCCCCUGACCCUGAUCCAGUGCACCGGGGCGGGACACUCCUGGCCCACCAUACGGCUCCAUGGUUACGGGCUCGUUCCCAGCCUUUCUAUAGUGUGUGUCGGAGCCCCCGGCCCUCCGCCCAGGGUUAAGGCAGAGUGCAAAGGAGCCCUGACGCCCCCAGACUCUGGUUCGCCGAAACCAUAACCUUAAGCUGCCUCCGACUCGGUGCUUAGGACUUGGGACCGUGCGAACGUCCGGGAAGCCCCAGUCCCCGUUCAGAGCACUGUGAGGGGUCCCAGUCGGACUGAACCGGACCAGGCUGGUGCUGCGAGCCAGAGCUGCCGCCUUCCUGCUGCCCCAGUUUGAGGGCUGAGCGAUUGCCCCGAAGGAAACACAGGAGAGAGCCGAAAGCUGCAGCUCUCCCAGUGAAGUGACAUCACCACCUCCGUGGACAGGACCCCCUUGGGAGCCCAGCUUACAGCCACUGGUACCUUCUUCCAGGACCAGUUGGGGGCCUCCAUGGGCGCCUGAGGGCAGGGCACCAGGGCCGCGGGCACGAGCAUGGUGAGACACCAGCCCCUGCAGUACUACGAGCCACAGCUGUGCCUCUCCUGCCUCACGGGCAUCUACGGCUGCCGCUGGAAGCGCUACCAGCGCUCUCACGAUGACACCACACCGUGGGAGCGCCUCUGGUUCCUGCUCCUCACCUUCACCUUCGGCCUCACGCUCACAUGGCUCUACUUCUGGUGGGAAGUCCACAAUGACUAUGAUGAAUUCAACUGGUACCUCUACAACCGAAUGGGCUACUGGAGUGACUGGUCUGUGCCCAUCCUCAUAACCACAGCUGCCGCCUUCACUUACGUUGCGGGCCUCCUGGUGGAAGGUCACCUUGUUUUGCCCCAUCCUGGCAUGUUUUCCCCCGACCCCAUGGGAGCCAUCCCACCGUUAAGGCCCACUGCAGAUUUCCUCUUCCAGGAUCUUCUGCUUUGGUCCCAGACUCAGGUCCUGGCACUAUGUCACAUCGCUGUGGGGCAACAGAUGAACCUGCACUGGCUGCACAAGAUAGGGCUGGUGGUUGUCCUGGUGGCCACGGUAGUGGCCAUGUCGGCCGUGGCCCAGCUGUGGGAGGACGAGUGGGAGAUACUGCUGAUCUCCCUGCAGGGCACAGCGCCAUUCCUGCAUGUGGGGGCCCUGGCCGCCAUCACUGCGCUCUCCUGGAUCGUGGCAGGACAGUUUGCCCGUGCAGAGCGGUCCUCCUCCCAGGUGGCCAUUCUUGGUACCUUCUUCGCUGUCGUGUUUACCCUCUACCUGGCCCCUCUCACCAUCUCCUCUCCCUGCAUCAUGGAGAAAAAGGACCUGGGUCCCAAGCCUGCCCUCAUCGGUCACCGCGGGGCUCCUAUGCUCGCCCCAGAGCACACGCUGAUGUCCUUCAGGAAGGCGCUAGAGCAGAAGCUGUAUGGAGUCCAGGCUGACAUCACCAUCAGCCUGGACGGUGUGCCCUUCCUCAUGCACGACACCACCCUGCGACGCACCACCAACGUGGAGGAGGAGUUCCCGGAGCUUGCCCGCAGGCCUGCCUCCAUGCUCAACUGGACCUUCUUGCAGAGGCUCAAUGCCGGCCAGUGGUUCCUGAAGACGGACCCCUUCUGGACGGCCAGCUCCUUGUCACCCUCCGACCACAGGGAGGCCCAAAACCAGUCCAUCUGCAGCCUAGUGGAGCUCCUGGAGCUGGCCAAGGGCAAUGCCACGCUGCUGCUCAACCUGCGUGACCCACCACGGGAGCACCCUUAUCACAGCAGCUUCCUCAAUGUCACACUGGAGGCCCUACUGCACUCGGGCUUCCCCCAGCACCAGGUCCUGUGGUUGCCUAAUAGGCAGAGGCCCUUCGUGCAGAAGGUGGCUCCUGGCUUCCAGCAGACAUCGGGUUCCAAGGAGGCAGCUGCCAGCCUGCGGAGAGGCCACAUCCAGCGGCUGAACCUGCGUUACACUCAGGUGUCCCGCCAGGAGCUCAGGGACUAUGCAUCCUGGAAUCUGAGUGUGAACCUCUACACGGUCAAUGCCCCGUGGCUCUUCUCCCUGCUGUGGUGCGCGGGGGUCCCGUCUGUCACCUCUGACAACUCCCACACCCUGUCCCAGGUGCCUUCCCCACUCUGGAUCAUGCCCCCGGACGAGUACUGCCUCAUGUGGGUCACCGCCGACCUGAUCUCCUUCACCCUCAUCAUUGGCAUCUUCGUGGUCCAAAAGUGGCGCCUGGGUGGCAUACGGAGCUACAACCCUGAGCAGAUCAUGCUGAGCGCUGCGGUACGCCGGACCAGCCGGGACGUCAGCAUCAUGAAGGAGAAACUCAUCUUCUCAGAGAUCAGCGAUGGCAUGGAGGUCUCCGAUGAGCUCUCUGUAUGUUCAGACAACAGUUAUGACACGUACGCCAACAGCACCACCGCCCCUGUGGCCCCCCGAGGGAGCAGCAGCCGUGCCAAGAUCCUCACAGACCAGAGUGGGCAUUAGCUGAAGACUGAUCUGUCCAGUCUGUACCUCAUGUGGAGAACAGGGAAGCCUGGAGAGCUAGCAGAAGCGUGCUCUGAGAGCCUCCUUGUCGGCUCCAGCCCCUUGUCAGCCAUGGCCUCUCUUGGAGGGGCUCCCCUCUCCAGCCUCCCAGAUGCCCCUGCAGGCCCAGGGCUCCUUCUGGGAAGUUUGGGGCCUGGGGCCUGGUCCUCUCCCUGAGGCCCUCCCUUGCAUCCUGUUCUGGAAGCUUUGAGGGGUCAUUGGGCUAUUCCAUGACCCCUGUGGCAAUGGAGGAUGUGGAGCCACGUGUGCCCGUAUGUCUGUUCUCUUGUCUGCGCUGCAAGGAAACAGACUUCUCAUGUCUCUCCUGCCUAGAGGGCCUGUGCUUUUCCAUCAGUCUCAACCCACAAGAAAGCUCAGCCUGGGAGGAACACUGCUGCAGUGGUGGAGACACUCCCCCCUGUCCAGCCUCCUGCUGCUGCUGGCCCUGCCCGAGAGGGCCUGAGCCAUCCCCUAGGAGCAGCUAGAGAUGGCCAGAAGAGCAGGCUUGGGGCUGAUGGAUCCCACACCCAAGUGUCCAACAGGCCUCCAGGGCAGACUGGCCUGAGGGCCCAGGAGAUCCACAAACUGACACAACCUCAGGUUCCCACAUCAGUGGGCACAGGGCAGGGGCCACCUGGGCAAAGUGUUCAAGCAUGGUAAAGGGUGCGUAUAUGGCCAAGGAGGCCUACAGCAGAGGGAGCCUGAGGGACCUUGGACAAGAUGAUUAAAGCUGCCAUCUUGACAUGU